AUGUCGUCGCUCCUCUUCAUCGCCGCAUUCGCCGUCACACAAGCAGUAGCAUCGCCAACACCAUGGUCACCGCGCCUUGACGAGCGACAGACACCUCCUCCGCCUGGCUCAUCAGGCGACUUUACUGGCCUGACCAGCAUGGGUACCCAAAAGACUAUUGGCCUGAUUCUCGCCAUUGGCUCAUCGCUGGCCAUUGGCACAUCCUUCAUCAUCACCAAGCGGGGUCUGAUGGAUGCCGCAGAGCGUGGUGGAAUGCAGAACGCCUCCGAGGGCCACAGCUACUUGCAGAACCCAAUCUGGUGGGCAGGGAUGGUAACGAUGAUCGUAGGCGAGGUGGCCAACUUUGCCGCCUACAUGUUCGCGCCGCCUAUCCUGGUCACGCCAUUGGGCGCCUUGAGCGUCCUUAUCGGCUCGAUCCUCGCAUCUUUCAUCCUCAAGGAGGAGCUUGGUCGCCUGGGCAGGGUAGGCUGCACCCUCUGCCUCGUAGGCACAGUCAUCAUCGUCGUCAAUGCCCCCGAGGACAAGGAGGUUCAAACAGUCGACGAAAUCCUCAACUACGCACUCCAGACCCCCUUCCUUACAUAUUGCUUCCUCUCCUUCGUCUUUGUCGUCUGGAUGAUCUGGCGCAUGGUGCCCCGCUACGGCAAGAAGACGCCCCUCGUCUACCUCUCUAUCUGCUCUCUGUCUGGCAGCAUUACUGUCAUGGCCGUCAAGGGUUUUGGAGUCGCUCUCAAGCUCACAGUGGACGGCAACAACCAAUUCACCCACCCAAGCACCUACUGCUUUGCCAUUGUAGUCGUCGUCUGCAUCCUGGUCCAGAUGAACUACUUCAACAAGGCCCUCGAUCAGUUUUCGACCAAUAUCGUCAAUCCGAUAUACUACGUGACAUUUACAACCAGCACCAUCUUUGCCUCGUUCCUCCUUUUCCGCGGCUUCAAUACGGAAGGAGCCGCUCCGGCUGUCUCGCUUUUAGGAGGCUUCGUCGUCAUCUUCAUGGGAGUGUAUCUCCUCAACAUGAACAAGCUCAUAGACCCUGUGACUCAGCAGCCGCGUAUGAGCUUGGUGACUGGAGAAGGG
Jaminaea rosea is the source of this 1077-nucleotide messenger RNA. Its product is annotated as DUF803-domain-containing protein. Gene Ontology annotation, molecular function: magnesium ion transmembrane transporter activity. The transcript has a single exon. NCBI's taxonomy places the organism in Eukaryota, Fungi, Basidiomycota, Exobasidiomycetes, Microstromatales. The annotation marks the transcript as partial. Gene Ontology annotation, cellular component: membrane. The record is from RefSeq and is a predicted model, not a curated record. Gene Ontology annotation, biological process: magnesium ion transport.